Messenger RNA from Caenorhabditis bovis, 519 nucleotides. Lineage: Eukaryota; Metazoa; Nematoda; Chromadorea; Rhabditida; Rhabditidae. The record is from the annotation of a GenBank genome assembly.
AUGGCCUCGAGAAAAACCGUUAAUCGCCGUCAACGGCCACAACGUGCCACUUCCAAUGUCUUCGCCAUGUUCGAUCAGGCUCAAAUCCAAGAGUUCAAGGAAGCCUUUAACAUGAUCGACCAGAAUCGUGAUGGAUUCAUUGAUCAGGACGACUUGAAGGACAUGUUCGCUUCCCUUGGAAAGGAAGUUAGCGAGCAGUUUAUCGACGCGAUGAUCAAUGAGGCUCCCGGCGCGCAGCCUAUCAAUUUCACCAUGUUUCUCACACUCUUUGGUGAAAAACUAACGGGAACGGAUCCCGAAGACGUCAUACGAAAUGCGUUCCAAUGCUUCGACGAAGAUAACAACGGAAAAUUGAACGAGGAUCAUUUGCGCGAGCUUCUCACCACUAUGGGCGAUCGUUACACUCACGAGCAGGUCGACGAGCUUUUCCGCGACGCUCCGAUCAAGAACGGACAAUUCGACUAUGUCGAGUUCACUCGCAUGCUCAAGCACGGAACCAAGGACAAGGAUGAGCAAUAA